Molecule: messenger RNA, 1803 nt
Organism: Procambarus clarkii (red swamp crayfish)
Lineage: Eukaryota; Metazoa; Arthropoda; Malacostraca; Decapoda; Cambaridae
Source: RefSeq, a predicted model, not a curated record
UUAACCAGCCACUCACGCACUGGAAGACCAAUAUAUCAGUUAUCGGCAGACCAACACCGGCCCACUGCAAGCCCAAAUCUGCUUGCACCGAUCUAACUCAAGCUCGCCCUUCGUUCAACGAACCACUUCAAGCGUAUUCCUCCUGCGCCGACCGAACUGAAACCCACCCUUCUUCACCGACCCACCUCAAGCCGACCCCACGUAAUCAACACCCCAAGCAUGGAAGCCAGCGUGUAUAAAACCCAUUACAGUGCAAUGCGCGUGUUAUCAAUAAACAAUUAUAACCAAUUUAGCAGUUAAAGAGAUACUAACGCCCCGUUUACAGCCUGAACGCUGGUGACUUUCAAGUGAAAUUAGAAAGUGUCUGGUAUAAUAAUAAUCUGGUUAUAAUAAUAUCUGGCGUAAUAAUAUUAAAAGUCUUCGGAAUAGUUGAUAAGAUUGAUUUAGUGUUUGUGUUUGUGGAUCAGUUGUGCACAAGAGGUUCCGUCUGCUAGACAGAUAACGAACGAGGUAUUAUAUGUGCAGGAAAAGCGUUUAUCGAAGACAAUAUUAUUAAUAAUGGAAUCUAUUUCUUCUGACCUUUAUUGUGUGAACCAAGAACGCUUUCGUUGAAUCAUUCAACGCUUUAAGGAAAAAAAAAAAGAAUUGAGUCUUCCGAUAAAAAGAAGCUAAUUGCUUUCAUUAAUGUUAAUAAGCUUGAAAAGGUCUGAGAGGUAGCACUUGACACAAUACUUUACCCGAACCGUACCUUAGAUAAACGUAUAUUAAUAGCUGCAGUUCAAGUUGAAAAUAAUGUGACGAAUUCAAUGUAUCUAGUGUUAGCCUCAAGACUCGGUACUUCACGACAUGUUUAAGGAACCGUACAUUUAGCCUCUCGUCACGUCCUCGGGAGGAGGGGGCAUGACACAUGACCACCUCGACGGAAUCUUACAUAACGGCAACAUGGAAUUACUCGAAAAAGUUGGCCGAGAUAAAAAUCAACCUCGAGUAAAACGGAAAGAAUUUCUUCACGCUGUUUGAUCGCCAGGAACUCGUCAUUAUAAUAUAAGAAUCGAACUGUUGUAAAUGUAUUUGUGUGAAGCCAUGCGUUAUUUUUUGUUUAAAGGGAAAAAUUGAAAGUGUGCUUUUCAGCAUCAGUUUUAAGAAUUAAUCAGAAAAUAAUUUGCAUAGUAAUUAUUGCGAAAUAGCGAUGCGUGUUUGAACCAUUUGCCUGGGCUUUGCUACUACUAGAUAGAAUACUAAUAGCUCCUUGAGGACCUCCAUCCAUCCAGCAUAACAUCUUCCAACACACUACAAUCCAACAUCACAUCUUAUAUACUUCAUGAGAAGCUGAAGAUGGCAUCCCUAACUCUGUAAACGUCGAAUGUCGCUCACCUUGUGUGUCUUGUCAUUCGAGUAGAGUGUCACCCGUCUCACAUGAGCCCAUGAUACGACCUUGACAAGUAGAAGCAGAAGGAGGCAGGGAGGAGAAGGAAGACGAGGAAGCAGGAGAAGGUGCUCCUGAGCCGUGAGGGAGCACCCUCCACCAUGGCGAGGGAUAUCCCACAUCUGGACGUGUCGGCUCUCAUGUUCCUUCUCUUGUUGCACCUCACUCUGGCGGACCCUCACAAAGGAGGCGAGACAGAGUUUGACUGGUCCUCAUGGUGGAGUUAUGACGGAAUUUCUGGCCCCGGGUUUUGGGGGAUCAUCAACCGGCGUUGGAGGCUAUGCAGUGAUGGUCGCCGGCAAUCCCCCGUGGACCUGGCCACUUCCUCCAUCGUCUUCGACCACACUCUCUCCAGCCUGGUGCUCGCUUCUCACAAG